Messenger RNA from Musa acuminata AAA Group (dessert banana), 972 nucleotides. RefSeq names its product putative disease resistance protein RGA3. The transcript has 2 exons. Lineage: Eukaryota; Viridiplantae; Streptophyta; Magnoliopsida; Zingiberales; Musaceae. Gene Ontology annotation, molecular function: ADP binding. Bases 1 to 972 code for a protein of 323 amino acids. Gene Ontology annotation, biological process: defense response to fungus. The record is from RefSeq and is a predicted model, not a curated record.
AUGGCAAUGAUCCUUAAUUUCUUUGUUUCAAGAUACCUUAAAGUCGUAACAGAGUUUCUGGAGGGAGAGAUGUGCAAGGUGCUAGGUGUGAAGAAGGAGAUCAAAUCCCUGACGGAAAACUUGGUCAAAAUCAGAUGUUUGAUCCAAGAUGCAGAGCGGAAGAGGCGUGGGAGCGCCGUCAUUGACAACUGGGUGAGGAUGCUGAAAGAUCUCAUGUACGAUGCCGAUGAUAUCAUCGAUCUCUGCACGAUCGAAGGUGGGAAACUUUGGAAGCUCCGCCGGCAUCAGCGUCAGCGACUGAAAGAAAUGGCCGAGUUCAAUGCCUUGGUGUCUGAGAUAGUGUCGGCAACCCAAGAACCCCAACCUCACAAAACAACUACACGGGAGACAUCUCCCUUAGAAGUUGAGGAGGACAUUGUAGGGGAACAAAUUGAAGUAGCUGCCCACAAUCUGAUUGAUGCCAUGCUCCAGAAAAAUAAGCAAAAGUGUCGUGUUUUUGGGAUUGUAGGGAUGGGUGGCAUCGGAAAGACCACUUUAGCACGUAAAAUAUACAACGAACAAAGGAUCAAGGACAACUUUCCUAUCAGUAAAUGGUUGUAUGUGUCUAAGGAUUAUUCCGAGAUCGAAUUACUGAAAGAGCUAGUAAGGUGUGCAGCCGAAGGUGCAGAAUCUUUUAAGGGAGAAAGCAUGUCAGAAUUGGAACCUAAACUCGCCUCUCUCCUGACCAAAAACUUGUUUCUCGUGUUGGACGACGUUUGGAGUGCAACUGUUUGGAAUGAUUUCCUCAGGAGACCACUAAGUAAAGGAGAAGGCAGCUGCACGAUCUUAGUUACCACGAGAAAAGAAAGUGUGUUGAUAGGUAUCAGACAUAGCUAUAUCCACCAAGUGGAGAAAAUGGAUGAAAAUAGUGGGCGGAUGUUGCUUCGGAAGAUAGUAUUCGAAGCUGGGGAGGAGGAUGACAUGCGUAGGUAG